Molecule: messenger RNA, 453 nt
Organism: Striga asiatica
Lineage: Eukaryota; Viridiplantae; Streptophyta; Magnoliopsida; Lamiales; Orobanchaceae
Source: the annotation of a GenBank genome assembly
AUGGGUGUUGGAAAAAACAGCUUUGGCUUUUCUGGGUGUUGUUCAGACUGUUUGGAGAAAAGAGGGUCCAGAUCUGUGAAUUUAUCCUCUGUGGUCUGGUUCUUCUUUGAGUGGCGUGAUGCUAGUGGAAUUGCAGCUGAAGUAAAUGAUAGUGCUACUGAUGAACUUCCUAGAUCCAGCUUCUAUGAGAAAAGAUAUCACAUAUCGUGCGAUGCGGUGUUGCAUGAUCUCCCAAUGAGUUCAAGUGAUGUAUCUUUCUAUGGGCUUAAGUUCCAUGAGCUCCACGAUCAUCUACUGAAUUUUCUUGGUGUCAAACAUGAAUUGGAAGAAGGGAUUUCAUGGGCAACAAAUGACCAAGUGCAGCAGGCCAUUUACUUUGGGUCAUUGAGUACGUUGGAAUUUUUUGGGGGGAGCUUUGGGAGUAGCGGGUAUAGAUUUACUUUGGGUCAUUGA